Messenger RNA from Sclerotinia sclerotiorum 1980 UF-70, 390 nucleotides. RefSeq lists its product as hypothetical. The coding region runs from base 1 to 390 and encodes 129 amino acids. The record is from RefSeq and is a predicted model, not a curated record. NCBI's taxonomy places the organism in Eukaryota, Fungi, Ascomycota, Leotiomycetes, Helotiales, Sclerotiniaceae. The transcript has 4 exons.
AUGCAGUACUCUCUCUAUGUGUCUAUCAGAAUCUCCGUGGAAAGAACUUUCCUAGCAUUUCUCAGGACUUCAUUGGCCUUGUCAAUGUUAGGGGUAUCAGUUGCACAACUAUUCCGUUUGCAGCAUUCCCCCACGCCAAAUCCAUUAAUAGGGUUCUUCGUACUAGGGAAACCUCUAGCUUGUAUCUGUCAGGUUGCUGCAAUCACAACUUUGUUGAUAGGAAUUUUCAGAAGUUGGAGACAUCAGAACGCUAUCGUGAGAGGUAAAGCUCUCUCAGGGGGUUUGGAAGUCAUUAUCAUUGGAGCUGGAUUUUUCUUUAUAUUUCUAGCAUUUCUUAUACUUCUAAUUGUUGUGGACAUUUUGAAAGAAGAUUUGAAGUCCGAUAAGUGA